AUGAACGACUUUGACGAGUGUGGCCCGAGCGCAGCCAGCAUGUACCUGCCGGGCUGCGCCUACUAUGUGGCCCCAUCGGACUUCGCCAGCAAGCCGUCGUUCCUGUCGCAACCGUCGUCCUGCCAGAUGACUUUCCCCUACUCUUCCAACCUGGCGCCGCACGUCCAGCCGGUGCGCGAAGUGGCCUUUCGCGACUACGGCCUGGAGCGCCGGGAGCUGCUCCCGCCCGCGGGCCGCCGGCCGGACGUGCUCUUCAAGGCUCCCGAGCCCGUGUGUGCGGCGCCGGGGCCGCCGCACGGUCCUGCAGGAGCUGCCUCCAACUUCUACAGCGCCGUGGGCCGCAACGGCAUCCUGCCUCAGGGCUUCGACCAGUUCUAUGAGGCUGCUCCCGGGCCCCCGUUCGCCGGCCCGCAGCCCCCUCCGCCGCCCGCACCGCCGCAGCCCGAGGGUGCUGCAGACAAGGGCGACCCCAAGACAGGGGCCGGCGGCGGCGGCGGCGGCGGCGGCGGGGGCAGUCCUUGUGCCAAGACGACCCCAGGCUCGGAGCCCAAGGGGACAGCAGAAGGCGGUGCCGAGGGGCCCCCGGGGGAGGCGGGGGCUGAGAAGAGCGGCGGCACAGUGGCCCCCCAGCGGUCCCGGAAAAAACGCUGUCCCUACACCAAGUACCAGAUCCGCGAACUGGAACGCGAGUUUUUCUUUAACGUGUACAUAAACAAAGAGAAAAGACUCCAACUCUCUCGGAUGCUCAACCUCACUGACCGGCAAGUCAAAAUCUGGUUCCAGAAUCGCAGAAUGAAAGAAAAGAAACUGAACAGAGACCGUCUGCAGUAUUUCACUGGAAAUCCCUUAUUUUGAGAGCUCCAGGAAGCACCCCUCCCCUGACUCCCACUCACCCACCCUCCUCCCCACCAGCCUGCCCUGGGCAGGAUCUAUGUCCUUGGGUUUAAUGACGCCUCUUCUCUGUGGAACUCCACGAUUCCUUCCCACGGUCAACUCGGGACCUCCCAGCGACCACUGCAGCCUGCGGACGAGGCCGGGGACUUGGCCGAACGGAUCCUAAUAAGGGGAAAAAUGAGGAAAUCAAGUCUGAUACUCCAACCAGCAAUUGGCUCACAGCAAAGAGUGGCAGAAAGAAGAGGUGCCCUUACACUAAGCACCA
This is a messenger RNA of Condylura cristata (star-nosed mole), 1159 nucleotides long. It is a transcript of the gene HOXD11, whose product is annotated as homeobox D11. Lineage: Eukaryota; Metazoa; Chordata; Mammalia; Eulipotyphla; Talpidae. Gene Ontology annotation, molecular function: RNA polymerase II cis-regulatory region sequence-specific DNA binding; DNA-binding transcription factor activity, RNA polymerase II-specific. The record is from RefSeq and is a predicted model, not a curated record. The transcript is spliced from 4 exons. Gene Ontology annotation, cellular component: nucleus. The coding region runs from base 1 to 855 and encodes 284 amino acids. Gene Ontology annotation, biological process: regulation of transcription by RNA polymerase II; anatomical structure development.